Messenger RNA from Frankliniella occidentalis (western flower thrips), 5161 nucleotides. RefSeq lists its product as uncharacterized. Lineage: Eukaryota; Metazoa; Arthropoda; Insecta; Thysanoptera; Thripidae. The record is from RefSeq and is a predicted model, not a curated record. The transcript has 6 exons. Bases 688 to 2856 code for a protein of 722 amino acids.
CGCCGUCACCCCGCGCCGGUAGGACGCCCGCAUGCUGCCCGUCUGCGUCGCGAGUGCGCGUGUGUGAGUGUGUCUGUGUGCGUCCUCACUGCGCUCUGCAGGCACCGUGUGCGUCCUCAGAGCCAAGGGUUGUGCGACCUGGAGCCGCCAGGGUUUCCUCCAGGUGCCUCCUGCAAGUGUUUCGGCCCGUUUUCGUUUGUCGCCCUGCGCACAGGUGUGUGAGUGUGAGAGAGAGACGGCGAGAGUGUAGCUUGUGUGUCUGUGUGUGUGAGAGAGUGAGAGGGGGAGUCCUGCAGCUGCAGCUGCACCCAGCUUGGAUACCGAGUGAAUCGCAGCGGUCGGAUACCCGCGUAUCCAGCGCGUCGCUCUCCAGCCCAAGAGGACCUGCAGCGCUGGGAGCCCCUCCUGCCCCUCCCGCCGCGCCCCGCCACGCCCUGCAACAGGUCCAUCUGACAUGAACUGGAAGGCCAAGGUGUAGACUGUUUUCAACGACGAUCAGCGACCACCCGGCAGUGAUUCCCUCUACCGCUGCUGCCGCCGCCACCGCCGCCGCCCCACUCCACCUCUCACCGCUGCCGCCGCACCGGUCGCUCGGCCCGGCCGGCCGCUGCCGAGCUCAGUCCUCUGCCAUGAGUCAUGGUGUGAGCGUGCCGUGAGCCCCCCGCAGCCGCCGCCGCCGCCGCCGCCAUGAGCGUGCCCGUCGUGCCCCUGGUGCCCACGGUGCCCGCGCCCGGCGCCGCGCUCCUGCCCGUCGUCGUGCCCAUGUCCCUGCCGGCCGAGGCCGCGCGCGGGCUGCGCCUCGUCGUCAACCCCCAGGAGUGGGCCCAGGUCCGCGCCAAGCGGGAGGACCCGCCCGCCCCGCUGCGCAGGACCUCCGCGUCGGCGUCCGCGGCCUCCGUCCCGACCAGCCGCCGGUCCAGCGACGAUGUGGACACGGUGGACUACCCCCUGACGCCGACCACCCCCGAGUCUCCCGACACCCACGUGCAGAUCUUCGAGUACCUCAAGACGAAUUGCCGAACGGAGGAAUACGUCGACAAGAUAGUGCCGAGCCUCGUGCGGGACCCUCGGAGCCUCAAGGACAUCCCCGAGAUGUCCAGGACGCUGACGGGGUUGCCGGACGUCAGGGACGACAAGGACAUCCUGCAUGACCUGGGCCACAAGAGCGUCCAGGAUGGCGACGAAGACGACGACGCCGACCUCGCGCGGCCGCCCAAGCCCUCCGUCGUGUCGCUGCCCGUCAACCUGCUCCGCUACCUGGACGAGUCCCGGUGCACCACCCCGCACCAGCCCGGCCGCCGGAGGAUGUCGUCGCUGGCCUCGACGCUGUCCCUCUCGCAGCUGUCGCAGCGGCUGCCCCUGCCGCGCCACCUGCGCCAGUUCACCGUCAAGAACAUCAAGAUGAGCCUCAACAAGCUGUGCCGGCGACGGUCCGUCGUCAUCACGGAGAGCGACCCCACCUACAAGGUGGCCUACCUUGGCAACGUGCUCACCGGCUGGGCGAAGGGCGAGGGCUGCGCCGAGAAGCCGCUGUCGACGCUGUGGAAGAACUACACGGCGUCCAACAAGCCCGACGUCAACAUGAAGGUGGCGGUGACGAGGAGCGGGCUCAAGGCCACGACGCGCGAGCACGGCCUCACCGAGUACUGGAGCCACCGCAUCACCCACUGCGCCGCGCCCGCCGCCUUCCCGAGGGUCUUCUGCUGGGUGUACCGCCACGAGGGCCGCAAGCUGAAGCAGGAGCUGCGCUGCCACGCGGUGCUGUGCGCGCGCGAGGACCAGGCGCGCCGCAUGGCGCAGCAGCUCACCGAGCGGCUGGCGCUGGCGCUGCUCGAGUUCCGGAGGGACAAGCAGAGCCGUGAGCAGGCGCGCCUGUCGCUGGCCAACGCCCUCCACGACAACCCCUCGCUGCCGCAGCGCAAGCUGCUCCUGUCGACGGGCGCGUCCAACUACCGACCGCCGCUCGAGCGCUCCAAGUCGGCGCCCAAGCUCAGCUCCAUCGAGGAGGUCGCCGAGGAGGACGAGGCCGGCGGCGUGCUCGUGUUCGGCCACCCCCACGCCGUGGCGCGCUUCCUGCGCGAGGAGCGCCUCGCGGGCGCGCGGCGCCAGCGCUUCCGCGAGAGCCUGCGCCGCAAGAUCGCCGCCCGGCUGUCCGAGGAGGCCGAGGAGCCCGAGGACCCCUUUCGCGAGGACCCCCGCCGCGAGACGCUCACCGUCGUCAGGGUCAACUCGAUCGAGGAGGUGCCUGACCCAGACCCGGCGCCCCCCGGCGCGCGGGAGCCCCCUCUGCCCCUGCACCACCACCAGCCCCCUGCAGGGGUUCCCGCCGGCCCCGCCGGCCCUAAGGCGCGCACCUACCUCCUGGACGCCGAGGACACCGCCGAGAGUGACGAGGGCUCCAGUAGUCUGCAGAGCAUCUCCUCGGACGGCACCACCUCCUUGACACACUCGCACAGCCGCACCGACUCCGGCGAGGACUUCUGCCUGGGUGCGGACGCGCUCAAGACGUCGCAGCACCUCCCCGACCACGACGACGGCAUGGUUUCGUCCUGGGAGGGCGCGGCUCUGGCCAUGGCGCUCGCAGGACGUGCUGAGCGGGAUGUCCUAGCAGAGGGGGACGACUUUGACGACAACGUGAGCGACGAGAGCGGCUACGUAGAGGCGCCGUCAGAGGCCAGCGAGGCCCUGCACCACCACGCAUUGGCUCUAAGGGUGAACCACAGGGUCGACCGGAGGGUCGACCGGAGAGUCAGAGUGGACCAUAUGGUGGAUCACAGGUUGGACCACAGGGUGGAGCACUCCUUAGCCAAAGCGUGCGCUGAGGCAUGCUCUCUUCGUCAGGGCCUACAAGUCUGAUGACUGUGGUCGUGAAGACAGUGUCUGACAGUGAGAAAAAAACGAGUCUUAGGAGGUCCCAAGGGUAUACUCGAUACCCUGCAGUUGGAAUUUGCAUACUUUUUAAAAGUAAGUAUUUUUAUUUUCCCAACUAUAUGAUGUGUGACCCAUUUCAUAUCUUUAAUUUUUAAAACAGCAAAGUUGGUUACUCUCAAAAGGGACUAGUCACUCAAGUUUUUCACUGUAAUUCACUAAUUUUUUUCUUUGUGAUGGCCUUGCAAUUUAGUCCCCAUUUGUUACGCUCUAAUCAAAGAUAUAAUUAUAAAAUUUGUUGCCAUGAAAAGUUUCAAACUAUUUACUCAUUUACCUAGUGAGGAUAGUGAAAGUUUAUAGAAUAGUUGUAAAAUGAACCCCUCCAUAAGAGUAGAGAGUACAAUGGUAUAUGACAGAUCCAGUACCAAUGAUGAGAAAUCAUAAUACUACUUCUAGUUUGGGUCUUAAGCUUCAGCUUAAGCACUAUUACUAUUAGUGAUUAAAUUCAUUGUAGACUACAAAAACCAUUUAAUGUUACCAUUUAUAUUAGAUAUUUAUUGAAUGUUUGUCAAAGUGCUUUUUUUUUCUUGCUUUAAAAAAAACAAACAAAUUAUGACUUGAAUCAUUUGACCUGUUUUAUUGCUUGACCUCAUUAUUCUGAUUUAGUAGCUUCUGUACUUCUUAGUCACAUUCCUUGAUGCUUACGUCAUAAUUAAGGGUCAGGUGACAAUUUGACUAUGCUAGUCAUUAAUUGAACCUGCUGCAAUAAGUGGAAAAUAAGUAGAAGCAGUAAAGUGUCUAGUACUGAACACAGAUAAUUCAUUAAGAGCAUGUUUUUAAUACUCACAAUUUUCUGAGUUAUAUGUUUUGACUUGCUGCCAUGCAGCAAAAAAGAAAAGAAGCAUUUUUUUCUAUUUCAUUAAUGAAACAGUUCAAGCAGUCAAGCAAGUAUUACUAGAACAGUCUUGCUUACUCAAAAAUACAAACUCUUUGUUCAGUGCUCUACCUUAUAGUCCAGUCACAGCAAGCAACUUUUGAAGUCAUGGAUUGGUAAACCUGUCUCUAGUCUAAGGACACGCUCAAACUGUAUUGAAUUGUACAUAGAGUAGUAAAGAAACUAAGCUGGAUUAAAAAUGCCAGCCAAAAAAAGUUUCAUGAAUGGUGUAAAUAGCUUGCAGUUUUACCUAGUAAGUAAUCUAAUUGUAACAUCCUAUAUACCCUAUUUUCAAAACAGACACAACUGGAAAAUGUACCCCAGCGAGCAAUCAUCAAUCAAACUUACAUCAAAUUGACGAGAGUCGGUCAAAAUUUCAUUAAAACUGGAGCAUUUUUACAUCAAAAUUUCAUUACUGACGGAAAACUGACGUCAAAUUGAUGUGCUAUAGUUGAGCAUUGCUCGCUGGGUACCACAAUAUCAUCUAGCAAGAAAUUGCAUAAUUUGACAGAGGGCCAAGAACAAAAGUCACAUCUUUAAAUUUGUUUAAUUUUUUUUUUGGAAUGACACUGAAGUUAUGGAUUUUGAGAUUAAUUAAGGGUAGGACUGUUGCUAUAUAAGGUAAAGUCUUCGGCAGAUCUGUCUGUGAUUGGUUUGUAUGGAUAUUUAUAAUUGUGCUCUACAUUCAGAUAGAGAAUUAGAUAUUAGAAUGUAAAAAACAGUAAAGUUGCUUUAAAUAUGAUUUUGCCAAGUCUGUUGACUCAAAUGAAUGCAGAAUAAGUAAAGAGCUCAUAAUUUCUGAACCUUUUUAGUCUUAUUUGUAGAAUAGAUUAUUCUGUCCCAUGAGCUAUGCUGUCCAAUGAUAGUAUGCACAUUAUUCUCUGUAACUCUUUCCACAAUAUAGUACAAAUUGAUAUGUGUGUGUGUGUGUGCGCGCGUAUGAAUGGGUGCGUGCGUGUGAAUGUGUGCGCGUGCGUGUGCCUUAAAGUGGAUUUCUACCCAAAUUAAAAUUGCUAAUACAAAGUAGAGGUUUUUAAAAGUACUGGUUUCUCAAAAUUUCUUCUAGGUUUCAGAUGGAGUAAUCUUUUCAUCUUUCUGCAACCUGUUCCAUGUUCGUCUUCUUAAUUUCUUAGCACUGCAAACUUCACUACAUGUGAUAAUUUGUGUUGUUGUUACAUAUGUAUUGGAACUGUCACAUUCUUUUGUCUUCAAGAGCACUUUCAUGAAGUUAAAAAGAGUUCCUUCACAAUUUAAAACUGACUACUGUAUUUCUAAUGCUGUAACAUUAAAAUCUUUUGAUGUAUGUUACAGUAAAUCAUUUUUUAAAGCAAUCAUUAAAUAAAGAGAAGUGCAAAGUGA